GAAAUUUGAACAAUGUCCACAGUGUCUUCCAACAAUUUUCUCCCUGGACCUGUCAACAACCCAGACCUUUCAAUGCAGACAUAUGGGACAGCAGAGUCAUCACACAUGCAGGAUGAAUUAAGUAUUGAGGAUGGCACCCUUUACCAGGUAAAGAGUUGCAAUAGCGAAAAGUACAGGCUUCAAAGCAGUGAUGGAAUCCAAGGAGAAACAUAUGGAGGUGCAGACACAAGUCGAUUUCACCCCUACCGUCGGCAGAAUAGUGCUGAGGAGUUCUCAGGUUUAAGAGGUGUCGACUCUCUGCAUCUGUCUCGAUGUCCACAUUCUUUAAACUCUUUCAAAGCUGUUGAAGGCCCUGCACAGACUGCUCAGUGCAAGCCAGACAUCCUUCCACAGAUCCUGGCUGAGUGGACUGAAGCAGGAAACAUGGGUACACAAUGCAACAGACUAAUGACUGCUGAUCAAAGCUACUCCCCUGAUGUUCCAGAAGAAGCUGAAAUAAAACCACCAAGCUAUCGCUUACCAAUUCAUCAAGUCUGUAAUAUCGGCCAACACCUAACAACGGUCUCACAAGGAUCAAUUUUUCCAAUGGGACUUUCAGAUGGAACUCAUUAUCCCUAUCAGCGGAUAGCACCACAAAGUUUGCCGGAGACCCAGCAGUCACUCUACCCAAAGCCCAUUUACUCUUACAGUAUUUUGAUCUUCAUGGCACUAAGGAACAGCAAAACAGGAAGCUUGCCAGUCAGUGAAAUUUACAACUUCAUGACAGAGCAUUUCCCAUAUUUCAAGACAGCCCCAGAUGGAUGGAAGAACUCUGUCCGCCACAACCUAUCACUGAACAAGUGUUUUGAGAAGGUGGAAAAUAAGAAUGGCAGUUCAUCCCGCAAAGGCUGUCUUUGGGCACUGAAUCCCACCAAGGUUGAAAAAAUGCAAGAAGAGCUGCAUAAAUGGAGGAGGAAAGACCCUAUCACUGUGCGCAAGAGCAUGGCAAGACCUGAAGAACUAGACCGGCUGCUUGGAGAAAAAUCAGAUAAAUACAAAGUCUCCUCUUCUGCCUACACCAGCUCAGCACAUCUCUCCAAUACACAUUUGUUGGUCCAAGAUCAACCUGAAUACCAAAUUCAGUCUCCAUUCCCAUCAGCACACAUUUCCAGCCAGUCUAUCACAUAUUCAACGAACUCCAGAUUAGGGUCCAUCUCUUUCAGUCAAAGGCCACACUACAUACCGCCUCCUCCUCCUCCUCCUCUGCAGGGUAUAGGAAGCAUUCAUACCAGCAGACAACAGCUUUCUUUGGGUCAAACUGUCCAUGAGUCAUCUCAUCCAGGAUCCUUGGACUCUCCUCUCCUCACCUCGACCUUUCCAGCUCAAAGUGUUCCAAUGCAGGCUGAAUACAAAGUAUGUGCAGGUCAGAGUUUGAAGGAACUCUUGCCAGAUGGAGAUCUUGGCAGCGACAUUGACACCCUGAAUCCCAGCCUCACUGACUUGGAAUUGCAGGAAAACCUAUGGGAGGAACUGAAAGACGACAGCCUGAAUCUUGACCCACUGGUCAUUAUUUCAACUACUCCUUUUAUGCCUGCAGUCAGCCCGUCCUGUUUGGCCAGCUGCCCAGAAGAUAGUGGCUGCUCCAGUGCUGACCUAGUGACGCCAAACUUUGAGGAGAAGCCCAGCCUAUCUGACCUGCACAUUACUGGAAUCUACUCAACUACCUUCACUAACCUUGACAGCAUCUCCAGUGGCUACCUCUCUACUUCUGGCAACACCACGAUACCUCUUUCUUGAAUGCAGAUUGGAUAACACAUCAAGAAGUUAGCAUUUAAAAUAAUCAACUGGAGGAUUUUGGGGACUACUAACCACCCACUGAUUCUCACAGAUACUAAUAUACUGAAAUACAAUAAUAGCUUGAAAUCAUGUGUUAAAGCAAUACAUUUCUAGGAGUGUUACUGUCAACCAAAGCCAUGGUGUUCAUCUGUCUUUAACUGGUCUUGAAAGCACAGUCAUUACAAACAAGAACUCAAAGAGGAGUAGAAGCACAUUUGAUUAUCAUGACACAUUAAAAUUACUGAUGCUUAAAUCUAACUCCCCAUCCAUUAAUGACCAAACAGUAACCAGCACAAACUAAACAGCAUGUCACGACUAGGACUCUGCCCGUCACAUGGACUCUGCCCGUCUUUAGAAAGACGCUAAGGUAAAUAUUCUCACCUAACUCCUUUUGAAUCCUGGUUAGGGCACUAUUUGAGUGGAAUUUGCAGAUUCAGACCCAUUUACACAAAACUUUCCUUAAGGACUCUUUUUAUGUCAAGAGCUCCUCAAGAUGAUGUUUAUCUCACGGGUUAUUUUAAAUUAGUAUGCUAAAGUAAACCAAAAUGGAUGGUGUACAAUCUAAAAGUACCCAUAGUUACUCACCUCAACAAACCUGACCAAGAAAAAAGAAGGGAUACCUUUUAAAAGGAUAAACUUCAAAUAUCAAAUAGUCUUGUUCAAAUGUUUAGACACACCUGGCCAAAUUACAUGUUUUGUUGCUUUCCUAAAGAAAAAAUAAGUUAGCACAGCCUUUGCAGGGAACAAACUUAAUGUAAACACAACAUACUUCUGCAAAUGUAAUGCACAAUUACUAAUUUAACAGAUUGGGAAAAAUGUGGCAUGACCAAAAUUACUGCUUAUUUACUAAAUAUAACAAACUGGAAAAGAAAAUGUGGCAUGCACAAAUGAUUGGGCCUCCUUUCAGUCAGUUCUUAAUAACACCCUCUGCGACAGAAAACACAGCUCAAAUGUAAUCUGACCAGAAGUCAUCCAAAUUUUUUCAUAUAGCUGUAUCAUAAUUCUAAAUUCACCACAAAAUGAGAUUAAAUGAAACUGUGACGAAUUAUUCUUAAGGCAUGACAAUGAUAUUGAUUUUCCCAAAUCACCUUACCGGCUUCAACCCAAUGUCUCCAUCUUUCCUUUUUAUGAAUCCCUAACAUCCACCCACAACAUUUCAGAUUUGUCAGGAGAUGAACAUAAUGAUAUUUGACACAUUUUGGAGAUGUAUUUCGUCUCAUUCUGGAAUGGUACUCAUUCAUCUAGUUUUCAGUAUUUGACCUUUAAUAUUUCCAGGUAUCAGUGCUAUCCCUGGUGAGUUUUUCUUUUCUCUUAAUGUGACCAAAACAUUUCAGGUUCAGCACAAACAUUAAAUCUCAUCUAAAACUUUGAUUUAUUAAAGCAUGCACUGCAGAGUGCUGAUGGUUCAAAUUUCACAACCAAAUACUGAUACUGAUAAGACAAUCAUUUUAAGAAUGUAAAUGUUUGUUGUUAAUUAAUUUGAUUAGCUCAAUUAUAUUUUCUCAUCUAUCUUCACAUAGUAUUCUCCUUAUUUUGAGCACAAACCCAGAAUUUGUAUUCUCUUUUUUAUCUUUAUCAUGGAUUUUCAGAUUUUCUUCAUUAUUUCAAUUAAAAUACAUUGUUUUUACAAGGAAAUAAAAUAAAGAUUAAUAAUGCCUCC
Molecule: messenger RNA, 3475 nt
Organism: Erpetoichthys calabaricus (reedfish)
Lineage: Eukaryota; Metazoa; Chordata; Cladistia; Polypteriformes; Polypteridae
Gene: foxn1
Product: forkhead box N1
Exons: 8
Coding region: 13-1776 (587 amino acids)
Biological process (GO): regulation of transcription by RNA polymerase II
Molecular function (GO): transcription cis-regulatory region binding; DNA-binding transcription factor activity, RNA polymerase II-specific
Source: RefSeq, a predicted model, not a curated record